AUGGCUAAAGCCUAUGAUUAUUUAUUUAAAUUACUUUUAAUUGGCGAUAGUGGUGUUGGAAAGACAUGUGUGCUUUUGCGUUUCUGUGAUUCAGCAUUUAGCACAACAUUUAUUUCGACUAUUGGAAUUGAUUUUAAAAUUCGUACAAUAGAACUUGAUGGACGAAAAAUUAAAUUACAGAUUUGGGAUACUGCUGGUCAAGAACGUUUUAAAACUAUUACAACAGCUUAUUAUCGAGGAGCUAUGGUAUGA
Rotaria sp. Silwood1 is the source of this 252-nucleotide messenger RNA. NCBI's taxonomy places the organism in Eukaryota, Metazoa, Rotifera, Eurotatoria, Philodinida, Philodinidae. The record is from the annotation of a GenBank genome assembly.